Scatophagus argus is the source of this 1792-nucleotide messenger RNA. It is a transcript of the gene tmed1b, whose product is annotated as transmembrane p24 trafficking protein 1b. The record is from RefSeq and is a predicted model, not a curated record. Gene Ontology annotation, cellular component: COPII-coated ER to Golgi transport vesicle; Golgi apparatus; endoplasmic reticulum-Golgi intermediate compartment. The coding region runs from base 55 to 813 and encodes 252 amino acids. The transcript is spliced from 5 exons. Lineage: Eukaryota; Metazoa; Chordata; Actinopteri; Scatophagidae. Gene Ontology annotation, biological process: Golgi organization; endoplasmic reticulum to Golgi vesicle-mediated transport; intracellular protein transport.
CGUUCGUGGGCCUCCAUCCAAUCACAACAUCGCAAAGUUCUGCUGCGGAAGAGGAUGCGAAGGAGAUGGCUGAACUUAGAUAGCCCUGUUUUUGGGAAUAUCUUCACCAUGGACCUUCUCUGGAGGAAAGAGGGCAGCAGGGGAGGACUGCUUGUCCUUGCAGUAGUGUGUGGGUGGUGUUUCGGGUCUGUGAGCUGUUUCGGACAGAGCCUAGACAGCGAGUUCACGUUUCUGCUGCCAGCCGGAAGAUCUGAGUGUUUCUUUCAAACAGCAGUAAAGAAUGGUACGAUGGAGGUCGAAUAUCAGGUGAUAGCGGGUGCCGGCAUGGAUGUGGACUUCACCAUCAUCUCUCCAGAAGGCAUCCGGCUCACCAGCGAAGCUCGACGCUCUGACGGAGUCCACGUGGUGGAGCCUACGCAGGAGGGAGACUAUGAAAUCUGCUUUGACAACAGCUUCAGUCGCUUCUCAGAGAAGAUGGUGUUCUUUGAGAUCAUCAUCGAGGGUCAAGGAGGAGAUGUGGGGGGAGAUGAAGAGUGGGUGGGAUUAGAGGAGCCUGAUGGAAGCCUUCUGGAGUACAAGCUGGAGGACAUCCGGGAGUCUAUGGACUCUCUGCAUAGGCGUCUGGAGCGCAGCCGGCAGAUGCAGACGGUGCUGCGGGCUUUUGAGGCACGGGAUCGAAACCUUCUGGAAGACAACCUGUGGAGGGUCUCCUUCUGGUCCUGUGCCUGUUUGCUGGUGAUGCUGUGUGUGGCCCUCACUCAGGUCUACACUGUCCGUAAACUGUUUGACGAUAGGCGGAGGGUCUGCACAUAGAGACAUUAUUUUGUGGUGAUAAAAGGCAGCCUAGAAAGGAGAACAAUCAAACACAAAAUGUUCAGUUGGUUACCCAUUCACUUAUGCUCCGUUAUUUUUUAUUUUGUCUGCGUAUACACCAGCAGUCAAAAUCAAUUUUAAUGCAUUUUUUUUCUAAAACCUUGUUUUAGUUUAAAUUUGUGAGCAAUAAUUAAUUAUAUGUAGAUUAUAAAGGGUAACCAGAUGAGGAAGAGAUUGAAGAAGUUGAAAAUGGUGAUUUUUAUUUAUCACCUUUAAUGUCAGAUCUUAUCACGAACAAAUGAGGAACUAUAUUUUGAAGGCACUGCUUCUACAUAGACAGAACAGUAAAUUUUGUGGCAUCAUGGCUGUCCUACGCUUCUGAAACUGGUGAGGGGUGUUUCAAAAAUUUUUUGGUUGAGCGUGAAAUUAAGCAAUGGUUGAAGGUCGCUUGUAUAACACAAACCAACAGCUAGUCCACAGAGCUCCUCGUUUUCUGGUUUACAAAGGACAACAAUGUGCAAUAGUGCUGUUGGCGUAUGUGUUCCUCCUGACAGUUUAAGAUCUUUCCAUGAUAUUGGAACACGAUUUUCCUUGGUGAGAGUCUCACUGAUGUUUUUUUUGUUCUGUUUUACGACGUUACUGAUUUCUUCUGAAUGUAGACAAAGAGGGAUGAUUUUCAGUUUGUUUGCCAAUAAUGUAUUUGUCAGUACAAAUAUGUCAGAAGAAAGAUAAAUGAGUGUGCAUUUGUAUGUUUCUGGUUUCUGUUCUGUCUUGUAGAUGAUCAAAUUUACUUUUUUCACAGAUGUGUGUUUGUAAUGUGACAUCUUGAGUCUGCUCAGACAGCCGCUGAUUGUUUUUUUGUUUUUUUGGGGUGGGGUGAUUUUUUUUUUACUAAGAAAAGACUUGUAGUAACGUUAAAAUCAACUUUUCAUGGGGGUCAUUGACAUUAAUUAAUAAAUGUGUUUUUUUACACAGGAAA